AUGGCUAGUCUGCCCUCGUGGGUGCGCAUCUAUGAUGAUUCAGCAAAAGCAAUACUAGGAGACGAACCAAAACUCGAUCUACUUUGCGAAGAGACGGAACGGCCUUUUGCACAUGAAGCUGGCGUAUACAUACCCGAAGACAAUUCGCUAUGGAUCACCAGCAAUCAAUAUCCGCAUCCAGAAACUAAGAGGCCACACAUCCACAUCUCGCGUGUCCAACUACCAUCCAGCACCGACAGCACCGAAGCCGUGCACGCAGAGAUAGAUGCAAGUAACAUUCCCCUACCAAAUGGCGGCGUCAAUUACAAAAACGGAAUUCUCUUCUGCGCCCAAGGAACGCUCGACACACCAGGCGGCAUAGCCUUCAUGCCUCUGAAUCCGCCCACCACCAGCGACAAAUACGAAGCGAAGCUCCUUAUCUCAGAUUUCCAUGGCCGACCGUUUAAUUCACCAAACGAUGUUGUUGUUCAUUCAGACGGCUCCAUAUGGUUUACGGAUCCGAUUUACGGCUGGGAACAAGGGAUUCGACCGCGACCACGGCUACCAAGUCAAGUGUAUCGCUACGAUCCGGCGACAGGAGGCAUUCGUGCUGUCGCAGAUGGAUUUGAGAGACCGAAUGGGAUCUGUUUCAGCCCGGAUGAGAAAACUGUGUACAUUACGGACACGGAUUGGAUUCAUGGAGAUGGAUCGACUGACGACAUGAGAGUGUCGCAUAUGUAA
Messenger RNA from Parastagonospora nodorum SN15, 720 nucleotides. RefSeq lists its product as hypothetical. The coding region runs from base 1 to 720 and encodes 239 amino acids. The record is from RefSeq and is a predicted model, not a curated record. NCBI's taxonomy places the organism in Eukaryota, Fungi, Ascomycota, Dothideomycetes, Pleosporales, Phaeosphaeriaceae. The transcript has a single exon.